GAACUCGGCAGUAUCAUCGGAAGUUCGCCGCUAGCUCCGCAGCUGAUAAAUGGGGACGGCCAUUAAGGUGGGAUCUUUCCCUCAUCAGUAUCCAACUCCUACGUUUGAUACGGGGUCUCCUGGUGUGCGUAACUUCGUCGUCGACUGUGAUGCAGCUGCCUUUCAUGACAUAAAAAUUAAUGUCCCCCCUAAUCCAAGCAGGGUAGUACUUGCUCCAGAGGAGUUUCUUACUGGGAUAACAGUCUGUUUUGACUCAGCUGCCGUAUGGUCAAUCACUCUUCACAGCAACGUCAAGCAACCCCCAGAUGGAUAUGGACCAUAUGGCCCACAGAAAGGAACUUGUUUGACUCUUCCGUUGGAGAACGGUCAGAUUGUCGGCUUCUUUGGACACUCAUCAGGAAAUUAUGUUGAUGGCAUUGGAGUUUACGUAGAGCACAACAAGUGAAGUUACCCCUCCGAUAGGUGUACUCUACUAAAUAAGGAUACAAAGAACUUGUAUCUCGGUGUUCUCGUGGUCGUCUAAUAAAACAGUUGAACUGGAUGUGUCUUUGGAGGGGCUUCCUUUGAUCUAUGUACUCUAAAUAAAGUUACUAUGAACUUGCGUGUGGUCA
Molecule: messenger RNA, 611 nt
Organism: Elaeis guineensis (African oil palm)
Lineage: Eukaryota; Viridiplantae; Streptophyta; Magnoliopsida; Arecales; Arecaceae
Product: protein GOS9
Source: RefSeq, a predicted model, not a curated record